Molecule: messenger RNA, 207 nt
Organism: Leptosia nina
Lineage: Eukaryota; Metazoa; Arthropoda; Insecta; Lepidoptera; Pieridae
Source: the annotation of a GenBank genome assembly
AUGAGUUCCGUCUUUCUUGAUCGUUACGAGCUUCCACCGCGAAGGGCCUCUACGAAAAUUAGCGAUAAUUAUGUUAACAAAUGGUCCGCAGCCGAGCGGCGGCGAAUUGACUUUGUCCAUUUGUUGGCGAACGAUACCUCACAAUGGUCCAUUUGCCAUAAACCAGCCCGAGAGGAGACGCUUAAAAUGUCUCGCUCCUGCUUCUGA